AUGAAGAAGGUGGGAUUGGCAGCCUUUGACUCAAAGAAGCUAUCGACACAGCAAUACAAUGACCUGGGCUCAACAAUCGUCUCAGUGCAGCAAGAAGAGCUCAAACGACAGCUCUCACAGUUUCAAGAACGACUCAGUCACUUUGCUUCGGCACAUGCCUCAGAGAUUAAAAACAAUGCCAAGUUCAGGGCGGAGUUUGCGGAAAUGUGUGCUGCUAUAGGAGUCGAUCCUUUGGCCAAUUCGUCUUCGAAAAAGGGAGGCCGAAUUGCCUCGUUUCUGGGCAAGGACGUGCAGGACUUCUACUUUGAGCUGGCAGUCAAGAUUGUGGAAAUAUGCAGACAGACCCGAGAAGACAAUGGAGGUAUGGUCAAGGUGACGGAGGUCAGAGACAUUCUCAAUGCCAGAAACAAGACUUCGGCAAUCAAGGUGUCUGUGGACGACAUAGUGACUGCUGUCAAGACCCUCAAGAAGCUAGGAGACGGACUGGGCAUAGUCAAGGUAGGAAGCCAACAGUUUAUUAAAUCUGUGCCUGGAGAGAUGAAUCCCGACCAGAUUACCGUCCUGGAAACCUGCCACGUGUUGGGCUUUGUGUCUGUCUCAUUACUACGUGAUAAUCUUGGAUGGAAGCCCACCAGAAGUAAGAGUACUUUGGAGACCAUGACUGGAGCAGGUCUACUGUGGGUGGAUGGCCAGGGAGUUGAGACACAGUAUUGGUCUCCUAGUUGGAUCGAUGAUGGUUACAUGGUCGCUGCCAAUUCGUGA
Messenger RNA from Yarrowia lipolytica CLIB122, 762 nucleotides. RefSeq lists its product as uncharacterized. Gene Ontology annotation, cellular component: ESCRT II complex. Gene Ontology annotation, biological process: protein transport to vacuole involved in ubiquitin-dependent protein catabolic process via the multivesicular body sorting pathway. The record is from RefSeq and is a predicted model, not a curated record. NCBI's taxonomy places the organism in Eukaryota, Fungi, Ascomycota, Dipodascomycetes, Dipodascales.